AUGCAGGAUGUCUCUCUCUCCUCAGACUUCUGGGAUGCUGUUGCGCGGGGGGCCGAGAGAGAGACGCCGCGACUUGCAGUCCUCACCCAGAAGCCAGCAGGUGCGAAGAAUGUUCUACUCCUUGCAACAGAUGGGAGCCGCGACGCGUCCGGAGCGCUCCAGCACGGUCGCGUCUUCGCUCGGCGUGAGGACCUCUCUGCGGACUUCAUGACAGGCGGAAGCGUCAAACCGGUCAUUCUGCUCGACAGAUUCUCGGUUCAAACCGUCGGAGGACGACGCUGUGUCUUCGCGCUUUCUUUGCGCGUUUCUUCCGACCGCCUCGAGCUUCCUGCGUCGACGAGGUUCGCGCCUCAUGGCGGGCUCGACGAGAGCGCUGACGACGCUGGAAAGGCCACAGCUUCCCGGGAACUCGGCGCUUGCUCCAGUGCGCCGCCGCAUGCGGAUGAGGCCGAAUCGCGCAGGAGCGACACUCCGGCGCAGGAAGCAGAGGCCCCACCGCCUACGCAAAACGCGAAGGCGCGACGAGGCCGAGAACAAGGCAAACGCGGUCGUUUCCACGUUCAAACUGGCGGCGCCGUCGCCCGCCAGAAGCGCGGCAUCCUCGUGAACAUCAAAGACCUCAAUUCCUACAGUCAAGAUUGGAUGAUCCGGGGCCGCGUUGCCGACAAGACGGACCUCCGCCUGUUUGCUAAUCCGAGAGGCGAGAGCCAAGUCUUCGCUGCAACGAUCAUCGAUCACCUUUUCGAAGUGGUGCUCGGCAGAUGCUAUGUGUCUCCCUUUGUCUGCAAGAAAGGAGAGAUUCGCGGCAGCUUCUUUGGCGGAGUCGCGGCUGCGUGGCAUCCACGUCUCGAGGUUGGCCGGGUCUACCAGUUCUCUCGGGGCACCAUCGACACGGCCAACAAGAAAUACAACUCGCUUUCUCAUGAGUACGAAAUCAAAUUCGACGAUCGAGCGGUGAUUGUCGAGGUGGACGACGACCCUUCCAUCCCUGCUCAGAUCUUCUCGCCUGUGAAACUGGCGACCUUGACAACGGACGAGUCUCUGCUUGGCUCCGUUGUCGAUGUGAUCGGAUUCGUCACUUCCUUCUGCGCGACGCACUCUGUUCUCGCACGAGAGGAGGUUCAGCGGAAGGAGAUGACUGUCGUCGACGACUCCAGCGCCGCCGUUACCGUCACGCUCUGGGAGCAGCACGCGACAGCUUUGAAGGACUCUGUGCUCGCCGAGAGGCCUCUCGUAGCCAUCAAAGCGCUGCGCGUUUCCGAAUAUGCGGGCAAAGUGAGUUUGACGUCCACUUCCCGUUCUGUCCUCCUCGUCGAUCCUCACGGUCUGGAAGAUGCUGACCGUCUGGAGGCGUGGUGGGAAGCAGAAGGCGAGAAAGCUCAUAGGGCCCGCGUGGAUCCGAGCCACAGCUCCGUCAUCACGGAUAUCUCAACGGUGAACAAACGGACGCAGGAACUGACGGCAGGCGCCCUGUAUUUCAAUUGCUUGGCGGUGAUUUACGACGUCCACGGCGACUCGCCCGUCUGGUUGUGGUCAUUGUCACUCACUCUGGCGGAUCUGACGGGGUCUUUGGACUGCGUGGCGCUCGACGAGUGCGGCCAGCAAGUUGUAGGAACUCUCCAGGUCACCCCAGACACGAUCCAGAUGCUUGAACGCGGCGGUACAGACACCUUUGGGCGUACGUUCGCGGACGUUAUGGACCUUCUUCGAUACAGAGAAGUCCGUGUCCGGCUGUGCGUAAGGAGUUACGAAUUUCGCGGAGAAGCGAGAACGACAUGCAAAAUCGUUGGAUGUGACUGGGCAGAAAAGGACGUCGAGGCGCAGACUAGCGCCUGCCUACGCAGCAUCCGCGACCAGCUGGAGUGA
Molecule: messenger RNA, 1866 nt
Organism: Neospora caninum
Lineage: Eukaryota; Apicomplexa; Conoidasida; Eucoccidiorida; Sarcocystidae
Product: Replication protein A, 70 kDa DNA-binding subunit, related
Exons: 16
Coding region: 1-1866 (621 amino acids)
Source: RefSeq, a predicted model, not a curated record